Molecule: messenger RNA, 6506 nt
Organism: Lineus longissimus
Lineage: Eukaryota; Metazoa; Nemertea; Pilidiophora; Heteronemertea; Lineidae
Product: proto-oncogene tyrosine-protein kinase receptor Ret-like
Exons: 22
Coding region: 127-3759 (1210 amino acids)
Biological process (GO): multicellular organism development; positive regulation of kinase activity; homophilic cell-cell adhesion
Cellular component (GO): signaling receptor complex; axon; plasma membrane
Molecular function (GO): ATP binding; transmembrane receptor protein tyrosine kinase activity; calcium ion binding
Source: RefSeq, a predicted model, not a curated record
CUGAGUGCUUGCAACAUCGUCAAUGCACUGGACAGGCAAGAGCAUGGAAACCUUGUUGGAAUUAUCUUGGGAUAGCUUCAGAUAGGGACUCGGACGAUUUAACAAAAUAAGAAACUUGGCUUCGUCAUGCAUAUUGUAAAAUGGAUAGGAAUUACUGUUAAUUUGAUUUUCUUUGAAGCUAUAACAGCCAUAUACUUCCCUCAGAAGAACUAUUCAAUCACCAUAUCUUCAGAUCUCAAAAGGGGCACCGAGUUACUUAAGAUUUUCGGUUUACCCGAAUACAACGAGAGUGGAGGAGUUGUGUACGCUUUGGAUAGUACAGCAUCUCCUCGGGGUGUGCAACAAAGGAUUUAUAAAAAUGACCCAGAUGAUCCGAUAUUUGGAAUCCAAGCAAAUACUGGGAUUGUGUACUUAAGGAGACCGAUAUCUACUAUUUCAGAUCUUAAAGAAAUACCCCCAAAGCGUCCUCUUAGGAACUACACGGAGUUCUCUCUGAAAGUGUCAGCAUCCCUUGCAUCAGAGUCUGCCGCACACCGCCGAAGGACCGCAUCAGCCGAUGUUGGUAUCUUCGUUGCCAAGCCGUCUGUCCCAGGGAGGCAGACUGCAGGCUGCGCAGGGCAUGAGACGGACCGGCGGUACUGCUUCAGUGAGACACCAACAGACCUGAUGCUACAAGAGAAUGGAUCCAUCUCAAGAUUUGUGCGGCUGCGAUCAAUGGUGCUCGAGAAUCGCUGUCAGCAUCUUACGUCCAAGUAUGAAGUAAAGAAAGUAUACUACAGCUCGGGGGGAAGCAAAGCAACCAGUUUGCCCUUCAUCACAGUAGACAAUGCGUCAUCAGAAAUGGAGAUAAACGGAAGUCUUGACCGAGAUAUCAGCUACGGCAGCAAGUUUGUUGUCGUGCUCCUCUGCCACUUGUACGAAGGUGAAAAGAUCCAGGAUUACAGCAUGACUCUCAAGUUCAGUGUUCUUGAUGUGAAUGACAAUGGGCCGAUGAUACUCACCUUUAAAAGCCCGGCCACGCAGGCCAAAACGAAGAGACUGAAGACAAUGUCCCGUGAUAGAUUCCUUCGCGGUGUAGAACUUGUCGUGACGGACAACGAUGACGUUCAGGAGGGAACUUAUGACGUCAAGGUGGAUGAUCCCCUGGGGAACCUUGUUGUUGACAAGGUAUCCAUCAUGAAACUAUCAAUGGGAAAAAGCUUGGUCAACGCGAUGGUGAAGCACACUGGAGUGGACGAUAUUCCACAGCAGUCCUAUACAUUCAGAUUGUUGUUCAAUGAUACUACCAUGCUGCCUACGGUAAAUGCCUCCUCACAGGCUGUCUAUGACGUCACAAUAGAACUACCCCCUCUACCGACUGUCAAAUCAGCUGCAGACGACAAGUGCAUUGUAAUAGGUAACAGGUCUGCCGCCAUUCUGUCGAGAAGAGCUGGGAAAUUCACCAGGUUGACACUUCCCAUCGUCUCGGCGUCAGAUCUCGCCUACCAAAACCUGACGUUCAGAAUCACCAAAGAGGCGCACCUGAAGGGUGGCUUUGGUAUCACUCCCAAAAAGGGUAUUUUGUUCGUGGAUUCCGAUGACUUCCGGUCGUUCAAGAAGAACAGGACCAGCAUUGAGGUGUCCGUGUUUGAUGCCAGGUGCAACAGGACGUCGCUUGUGAACGUUACAAUAAUUCUCCAAGGCGCAAUUGGAAAGGGAAAGGGAACUUGCAAUACGUGGUGCGCGGAGAGCUAUGAGAAAAGUGACUGCAUUAAGUCGUGUGGCUAUGGUGCCCCGAAUGGGACGUGUACGAUGAGGGAGAGUCAAGGCAUGAGGCGGAGCAGUCACUACGCCACCUGUUCCCCCGACCUCGAGUAUUGCCCUGAUGGAAUAUGUGAUGAACUAGAAAGCAUUCGCCAUAUCUGCCCACAGGACUGUACGAAGGAAACGCCCACAGGAUGUGCACUAUCCCAACGAUACGGAGAGAAGCAGGGUAUAUCCAUGGCCACCACAGUCUGGUGUGGUAAGGUUGGCAGCAACUGCAACUGUGAUAUAAACCCAAAUAUAUCCACUAAUCAUUCAGUAGGUGGAGCGACAACACCCAGUCCUUUGGAGGGAAAGCCUGGUGGGGCCACCACGCCUAAGAGCAAGGAUGCGCACACGAGGCUUGCCCAGCUACAAGGUGAUGAUGUUGUGAAAGUGAAUGCCAACGCUUGUGACCACGUGUGUCGUCUGAUCAUUGGGCUGUCUGUCAGCUCGGCUGCUAUCCUUGCUAUGGUCGGAUUCAUCAUUUAUCGGUUUUACAUCAGAGGAGCAAGAAAGUCUGAUGAUAUGAAACACGUGAACAGCGUGGUGUCUCUAAACGCUAUUCCCUCGGAUUACGUCGACGGAAACGAACGAAGACAAUCCAUGGCCAUCUCUGGUCAUUCCAUUGAGUGGUCGCCUCGAAUCGUUGGUCAGGCUGUGCCAGUCGAUGAUAAAUGGGAGUACCCAAGAAAGCACAUCACACUGGAGAAGGUUUUAGGGGAGGGCGAGUUUGGAAGGGUUCUGCAGGCAAAGGUUCCACCCAUCAAUGGUUGCGAUAAGGAAACCACUGUUGCCAUCAAGAUGCUGAAAAAUUGUGCAUCCGUUUCGGAGCUUCGGGACCUCCUCUCCGAAUUCAACCUCCUGAAGGAUGUCUCCCAUCCUAAUGUCAUCAGAUUGCUGGGAGCGUGCACAAAAAGUGGUCCGUUUUAUUUGAUUGUUGAGCACUGCGAGCAUGGCUCCCUGAAGAAUUAUCUCCGGCAGAAACGACAUGUGGAGGCCCUAUAUCUGGGACCAGUUCGAACACGUGGGGAACCUUCAAGCGACGAUGAGUACGAAACACCAAUCGAUAGCUCAAUGCCCAGUGAUCCGGAAAGUGAUGACGUCAUUUCCGCCAGGGACCUGAUAUCGUUUGCAUGGCAGAUUGCAAAAGGAAUGGAAUAUCUCGCGUCGAUGAAGCUCGUCCAUCGCGAUCUAGCUGCGAGAAAUGUUUUGGUUGCCAAGGGUAAAAAAGUCAAGAUCUCUGAUUUCGGGCUCACGCGAGACAUCUACGAGGCAGACGCUUACACAAAGAAAACAAAGGGCCGAAUACCGGUAAAAUGGAUGGCCCCCGAGUCACUCUACGAUCAGGUCUAUACUACCAAGAGUGAUGUAUGGUCCUGUGGUAUUGUUUUAUGGGAAAUAAGCACCCUUGGGGCCACCCCGUACCCUGGCAUUCCACCAGAGCGACUCUACAACAUUCUGAAGACAGGCUACAGAAUGGAAAGGCCCGAUAAUUGCUCAUAUGAAAUCUAUUCGAUUAUGUCAAAAUGUUGGAGUACCGCACCCAUCGACCGACCCUCAUUUCAAGACCUGGUGGCGAGGUUUGAGGAAAUGCUGUCAGCUAAUGUGACGUACCUAGAUCUGACGUCAGCCGUUGAACACAUCCCAAUCGUAGACGACAAAGAUGGAGAAGAUAACCCAGCAGUACCAAGAGUUGUUACUGAGCGACCAGGGCUUGACGAGGACCCAGACUACGGCAGCAUCAGCAUUCUAUCAUUGGACGCCAACGCAUACCUUUCACCCAACACUCACAAUACCAGAGAGGACUAUGAUGGUGAACUCAAUAUGGAGGAGAGCGGGCCCACUGAUGGUGCAUGUGAGCGGACAAGGCUGCUGGUCCUGGACAUGCCGCGUGAGCAGAGGAAGUCCAAUGAGGGCUCAGACGACGAGGAAGAAGACGUGGAAGAGGAUUUGCUGAAGGCAGUGGCUGUCUGAAUAAUUCCCAGAUAAGCUGACCAGGCAGCAGACGAUGGCCAGUGUGCUAUACAUUUGUUGCAUUCCAUACUUAUUUUAUGUCAUGCACAUCGUCUGGUGGAAUUUUAAAGUUUGAAAAGUGAGGUUUGGGGCCCGCCUGGUAUAUCUUAAACGGUGAGUUCCGCAGAAGGUUUCGAGCAGGUUUGGUACGCUUUUAGCUGAAUACAAUAUGAAUUCCAUAAUAUCACAAAAAAUGGCAUUGUGCAUUUUCAUCCAAAUACUCCAUCAUCGCCUAGUCAUUGUGCAAUCAUGAUAUAUUCAAUCUAGGUGUCUGUUUAUACUGUAACUCACCAAUCGCAUGCAGCAAAUCGAUUAUUGAACAACGGACAGUGGUGACAGCAUUGUCCGGUUCCAGAAGCUCUCCAUCGAUGAGGUGCUAAGAUAUAAUGUACUCCACUUUCACUCGUCAUGUCUACACUUCAAUACUAAAGAGGAGUCGUAUAGGUAUUAAGAUAUCAAACUUUUGCUGCAGAAACGACCGAAAUUCAUCAAAGUCGCCAUCAUUUCUACUUUCUUUGCUAUAUCAUUCCAUGAUAUCGUUUAUCAUAUAUAUAUAUAUCUAUCAUUAAGGUUCGUGUACGGAGGAAAACAGACAAAGGGAGUGGUAUUGGCCUCGUCCCUCUCCAGCCGAGAAAGUAGAUGUUCGGGUUGACGAAUAGACUGUCUCGCGAGUCCAGUAUUAUUCGGCCUCUAUUUUGCUCUCAUCCGUGAUUUUGUUAUUAACAAUUUUCAGAACGUUCCACGUGACCGCAUUAAGUUUUCGAAUAUUUUGACAUCUUCUCUUGUACACGAUUCUUAAUACAUCAUUUCAAUAUCAUUUGAUACUAGAUUUCAGAUCACAUUAGCGAUUAUGAGACAUAAAGUACUAUAUACCGUUAUGUAACAAUGGCAGCAAUGGUGAAAUUAAGAAGUUUGGCGUCCUCCUAUAUCAUACUUUACGGAUUUAUACGUUUUGACAAUGUAAUCAACCUAUAUAAUGAUGUCGUAUAUUAACUUUCUUGUGGCAUCCUGUUGUGUUGCUAUAUAUAUUGUAGGUGAAACAAUCCCUUCUGGCGUGAGCAAAUUUUCUGACGCAAAGCGUAUUUUAAUUUUAUAUGUAGAUUAUAAUCAUGGGUAGAAAAGCAACACUUAAUUAACGAAAAACAUGUUUGAUAGCGUUUUGUCGCUUGGAGUGAACGCACGCAUACACAUGUAGAAGAACGAGAUAUACCAGUACCGUACGAAAUAGAUACACUUAAUGUGGUCAUAACAGUUUUGGUCUAUAAGACAAUUGAUUCAUGAACAUGUUUGAGACAUGUAAGAGGUGCAGACGGUCUUGGCGGUGCAUCUCACAUGUCUCAUAAACCACGAAAAGAAAUUCCAUGUGUAUUCACCAAUGAAUCUCAUACAAUAGUAUAACAAAAUAUUUCGUAUGAUGGUCUUAAGUGCCAUCUAGCCUAGUUUAAACAAGUUUUAAUUUAUUGAUUACAUUUGUAUAACGCAACUAAGUUGCAAUGUUCUAUCAUUGUACAAUGUAUUAUAUUGGGCAGGUCUGGCAACCCUUACGAACGACGAAGAACAAGACACAGAGACCAUUGGCGUCAUCAAGUCCUGAGGAAUUCAUUCAGCCAGAUACUCGUUAAUCAUCGUCUAUCCUUACUUAUACGAGGAAUAGGGGAAAUAUUUUACUUUAAAGGUCCGUUAGAUGUAUACUUCGUCGUUCGUAUAUCUCUUCGUGAGGAUUGCGCUGGAAACCUGCCUAUUCUUAUACUGUUUUUUUCUGUAAAUAAAAAAUAAUCAUAAUAUUAAUGUACUGGAUGGAGUAUCCAUAUCAACUAAACGGAAGAAUGCGUUAUUAUCGAAGUGUCACGCUGACUUUGUUCUCCAAACACAACCUCACCACGACGCCCCCAAAAAGAGUCUCCGACGAGACGUUCACAACCACAAAGAGCUUUGAGCGAGAGGUUCAAGAUACACAGGAUAGCGCUUGCUAUACUCUUGGGGGCGUUGGCUUGCUAGGGACGUUACACAGCCCACCAAGUAGCAGAAAAGAGACCGUCGAUGUUGUCCAAUGAAAGUUACCGUGUAAUCAUUAAAACUGUAUACGACUGUUGUUUACUUUUAAACUAAAGGGACCAAGAGAAGGAUGCAUUUCGAGUAGCAAUUGUCUAGAGUAGUCCAAUGGUUUGGUUUUGGUUUUGUAGGCCUAUGUAAAAUUACAUAAAGUGAUGACUGAUUUAAAAAAAGCUACCACACCCGUUUCUUCUACAUGUAUAGUUUUGUUGCGAAGACCAGGACUACUUCCAAUUUCGGUGAGCUAGACCUAUAAAUAUGGGCCGGUUUGAAGAAAACCACUGUCUGAGCACAUCAAAUUAUAGGAAGUACAUGUCUAUCGUCUGCAUCUGCGUUACGGUCACAACAGAGCGGGCGACAUUCUGGUUCUUUUCCGGCCUGCUGAUCUUCGGAACAAACAUCACUCUUCAAUCAGUUUUAACUUGUCACUCAUCACUCGAAGAUAAAGUAAAGCAAAAAUGUCUGUGACUGCAGAAAACUUCAAAUUUGGCGUCCCCAAUUACUCCAUGUAUAUUCAGCUUAACUUGUUUUCCAAAUGAACGGCGAAUAUCAAUUUAUGAUCAAGCAGAGCUAAACAUUGUUGUACAGUAUAUAUAUAUAUUAAUAGAUCAUCCCGUUACAAUGUCUUACGUAUAUUGUUACAUGUAAAUUAUAUA